Messenger RNA from Rubroshorea leprosula, 2553 nucleotides. NCBI's taxonomy places the organism in Eukaryota, Viridiplantae, Streptophyta, Magnoliopsida, Malvales, Dipterocarpaceae. The record is from the annotation of a GenBank genome assembly.
CAAAAUUCCAAAAUUGGAGAAAACAAAACAGAACCCUGGAAAGAAACACAGAACCCUGAACUCCAAAUCUUCAUCCAUUCGCUCUUGCUUCUCUGCAUCUUCAACAAUCGCUGCUACUCAUUAAUCCUGGGAUGGACUUCCAACUUCUAACCGCAGAAAAUGAGGUUGUUGUAGAACUUGAUGAAGCGGGUGUUUCUGAUGGACACUGCCAUGAGUAUGAUCAUUAUAACCAUGUAGCUCCUCCCAUUGACCCCAACCUCGAACCUUAUGAGGGUAUGGAAUUCGAUUCAGAGCAGGCUGCCCGCAUCUUCUAUAAUUCAUAUGCUCGCAGAAUUGGGUUCAGCACACGGGUUAGUGUCUACCAGCGCUCACGUCGUGAUGGCUCUAUCAUUUGCCGCCAAAUUGUUUGCUCUCGUGAGGGCUUUCGUCGGAAGGGCGGGGAAAAUGGCUCCAAACGCCAGCGGACCAUCACUAGAGUUGGUUGCAAGGCGCAAAUGACCGUAAAGAAGCAAAAUUCUGGGAAAUGGGCAGUGUCCAGAGUUGUUAAACAACAUAACCAUGAACUUGUGCCUCCUGAUAAAGUGCAUUGCCUUCGGUCACAUAGACAUGUAUCAGGUCCCGCUCGAACCCUCAUUGAUACACUGCAGGCAGCCGGGAUGGGCCCUAGUGGGAUUAUGAAUGUGUUGAUCAAGGAAUCUGGUGGAAUUAAUAAUGUUGGCUUUACUAGGGUUGAUUGUCAGAAUUAUAUGAGUAGUAGUAGGCAGAGGACACUUGGAACAGGGGGUCAGCUUGUUUAUGACUACUUGAAAAGAAUGCAAGCUGAGGACCCCGAUUUCUUUUAUGCUGUCCAAGGUGAUUUUGAGAACUUGACAGGGAACAUUUUUUGGGCUGAUCGGAAUUCAAGAAUGAAUUACAGUUACUUUGGAGAUACUGUUACUUUUGAUACAACCUAUAGAACAAAUCGUUACCGGGUGCCUUUUGCUCCUUUUACUGGGUGGAAUCAUCAUGGGCAGCCUGUUUUAUUUGGAUGUGCUUUAAUUCUCAAUGAAUCAGAGGUCUCUUUUGUUUGGCUAUUCCAGACUUGGCUUGAUGCAGUGUCAGGCCACCAUCCCAUCUCAAUCACUACAGACCAAGAUAGGAUAAUAAGAUCAGCUGUUGCACAAGUGUUUCCAAGGACUUGCCACCGAUUUUGUAAAUGGAAUGUAUUUAGGGAAGCACAGGAGAAGCUGUCUGAUGUAUAUGGUUCACACCCGACUUUUGAAUCAGAGCUUCAGAGAUGUAUCAAUUUGAUCGAGACAGUUGAUGAGUUUGAGUCUUGCUGGGAGUCCCUUUUGCAAAGAUAUAAUUUGGGGGAUAAUGAAUGGCUUCAAUCAAUGUAUAAUAUUCGCCAGCAUUGGGUGCCAGUUUAUCUUCAGGAUACCUUUUUUGGAGAGAUGUCCAUAACGCAAGGAAAUGAUAGUAUAAACUCAUUCUUUGAUGGGUACAUAAAUGCAUCCACAAAUGUGCAGGUUUUGAUUAAGCAAUAUGAAAAGGCAAUUGCGACUCGGUAUGAAAAGGAAGUAAAGGCAGAUGAUGAUACAUUAAAUGCAGUUCCUGCUUUGAAAACUCCAUCUCCUAUGGAGAAGCAGGCAGCAAGUGUUUUCACUAGGGAGGUGUUUCUGAAAUUUCAAGAGGAAUUAGUGGAGACUCUUGCUUACCCUGCAACUAUAAUUAAUGACACUGGAUUGGAAGUAAUUUAUGGUGUUGCAAAAUUUGGGGAAGACCAGAAAGCACAUGUUGUGAAGUUCAAUGUUUUUGAAAAGAAAGCUACUUGUAGCUGCCAAAUGUUUGAGCACUCAGGUAUUAUUUGCAGACAUAUUUUAGCAGUUUUUAGGGUAACAAAUGUUCUUACAUUGCCUUCUCAUUAUAUCUUGAAACGGUGGACAAGAAAUGCCAAGGGUCGGGUUGUAUUGGACAAUUGCACUGUUGGAUUGCCAAGUAAUUCUCAGGAGUCUUAUGCCACUCGUCAUGAAAACCUUUGCCAUCAAGCCAUGAAGUUCAUUGAGGAAGGAGUAGAAUCAGUACUUAUGUAUAAUGUGGCAAUUGAUGCUCUUCACGAGGCUGCAAAUAAGGUUGCUUCAGCAAAGAAGCAUAGUGCUGGCACCAUACAAAAUUCUCUGCUUGGUUGUAGCCUGCCACUUCAGUCUUGCUCUGUGGAUCAAGACAAGAAAAUUCAAGAACUGACUGCCAAGUUAGAAGUUGCUAGUGAGCAAUGCGAAGCGUACCGAGCAAAACUGGUAGCGAUUUUAAAGGACAUGGAGGAACAGAAGCUAAAGAUGAAAGUAAAGGUGGAGAGUGCGAGGGUGAAUCUAAAAAUGGAAUGAGAAGUUUAAUGUAAGUUAGAUAGGCAUUAACAUGUGAAUAUGUUUAGUAUGUAAAAAAGGGAUAGAUUGAUAGAUAGACAGAUUUUUUUUUUUUUUGUUCCUAGCAUGAAACGGUCUUUGAUGUAAAAAGCUCGUAGUGUUAGAGCAGUAAGAUGGCCAUCUUUUACAGAAAUAUAUUUGUUGGUUGGUU